AUGGGCUUACUCAAAUCUCACUUAGAGCAAAUAACUCUCUCUUCCAAUGCUAUUGCCGACUUGCCAUUCCCUCCCCCGCGAAUUUUCACCACUGCGUUGCUGGGCUCCCACGACAUUACAGCCUUGAUUCGUGAUACCGAAGCUCAUGAACGCGCACUCUUUCAAGUCGAUCCAGCUGCUAAGGCUCCAGGGUCGCAAAGACGCGCCACACGACGCGGGACCAUGUUCCCCACCGAGCCUGAAAGGGAGUCGAUGGCAAGCCGCAUCUAUUCAGCGCGGGACAACCGCAACCAGUCUGCGGUGGCCAGAGUUCUGGGACACGAUAUGAUGGAAGAGAUCAAACGAUCAGCAGGCACCUCAACCAGAGGGCCCCGCGGGGAAGUUAACAUUGAAGUUCUGCUUCGGGGAGCCGAGAUCCUCUGUGAUGUUUAUCCGAUUCCCGGCGCACAGGAAAAGAUUGCCAGUCUUCGCUAUCGGCAUCAGAUCAUUAGCGAGUCCAUAGCACAAUUGGAGGAUCGGGUUGCAACGAAUACUGCAGAACUGGAUCAGAUGAGACGCUCCUAUGGGGAAGAUGAAGAGGACUUUGCACCUGCGCCAGCACAACCGGACAUUUCAGAUGUUACUGAUGAGGAUAUUGAGCGAGAGCUGGCCGAGAUUCGAGGACUGGAACAGCGGAAACGGAGGCUGGAAGAACGGGUCUCAGGCAUGGAUCGAGAUCUGGGGGUUUGA
Messenger RNA from Penicillium bovifimosum, 729 nucleotides. RefSeq lists its product as uncharacterized. Gene Ontology annotation, biological process: attachment of spindle microtubules to kinetochore. The record is from RefSeq and is a predicted model, not a curated record. Gene Ontology annotation, cellular component: spindle microtubule; DASH complex. The transcript is spliced from 3 exons. Bases 1 to 729 code for a protein of 242 amino acids. Lineage: Eukaryota; Fungi; Ascomycota; Eurotiomycetes; Eurotiales; Aspergillaceae.